This is a messenger RNA of Mercenaria mercenaria, 4896 nucleotides long. Its product is annotated as toll-like receptor 4. Gene Ontology annotation, molecular function: protein binding; transmembrane signaling receptor activity. The coding region runs from base 249 to 2474 and encodes 741 amino acids. Gene Ontology annotation, biological process: immune response; toll-like receptor signaling pathway. Lineage: Eukaryota; Metazoa; Mollusca; Bivalvia; Venerida; Veneridae. The transcript has 3 exons. The record is from RefSeq and is a predicted model, not a curated record. Gene Ontology annotation, cellular component: membrane; extracellular matrix.
UUUCCACUUACAUGCGUGGGCCAGAAAAAUCACCCCAUCAGAUGAUGUCACGUUAUAACAAAAAUAAGUGAACAAGGAACAUACUCAUUUGUAUACCAGUCAACCAUACGUGUUCAGAAAUACAGGGCAGAAGAUUUGUGUGCGGUUAAUUCCAGGUAAAGGCUUUUAUAGUGACGUACGCAUAUUGUUGGGGCACAUAAUACCAUACCAAGUAAAACAGGAUAAAGGAGACACACAUUUACCAAAAGAUGACAUUCAUAAUAACUAUGCUUAAAUCGUUCACUUCGCUUGUUUUUGUAUGUGUCUUUUGUCCAAACUGGACUCUUCAGAUGUGUACUCAUCCUGAUACAGAUACCUUUAGCUGUGACAAUGAAGUCCCUGUUGCUUUGCCUACAAAUGUCACACGCGUUUUUAUCAAUAUAUAUUCUGGUAAUAAAUCCUUCAAUGCCACCUUGUUUUCUCACAAGAGCUGGCGGUAUGUAACCUUUUUAGACAUAAAGGCGAAAUACAAUCAAAAGUAUGGCGAAAUUGUAGUUUCAUUUUCAAGUAUGUGUUUCAGCACACUGGACGCUUUGCAGGAACUUCGAUUUCAAGGGGACAGUAUUAAAGAAUUUAGUUUGGAUACAUUCCACAAUGUUAAACAUCUAACAGAACUCAUGUUUUAUGAGUGCUUUUAUUUGAACAUGGACAGUGUCAUUUCAGCUCUUCUAAAUGCUCAUAUUACAAUCGAAACUAUGUCUUUAAACGACGUAUCCAGUGGGUCUGAAAAACAAUGUAAUAUUAAUGACACAUUCUAUGAUCUCCUUGAAUCGGCAAAGGUUAGCAGUCUGAGCUUACGGGGAACAAGUAUUCGUCUGCAUAGACUGAAACGCUGGAAAAAGAAACCAACAUUGUUAAAAGCACUUGAUGUUUCACAAGCAAGAAUGUUAAAAUUACCAGAAAACACAAAUUUUGGUACAUUGCAUGAGAUUUAUGCUCCAUUUAUCCAAGGUAUCAAAACACUGAAUAUAUCCGCAAUUCCUUUGCAGUUCUUUUUACCAGACAAUGACUUUUUGAAUAACAAAACCGUAAGAAAUUGCGCUGAAUUAGGGCAUGAGUUUAUGAAAAUACUUUACUUACAAGUUGAAAACAUGUAUUCAGAUUUCAUAUUUCACGAUCAGGUAAUUAUAAAUAAUACCUUACUGAAUAUCUCAGACUGUAAUUUCAGUUUAAAGAAGUGGCAUUUUAGAAAAAAUAGAAUAACGUAUUUCAAUAUAACAUUUCAUCUUCCACUAACUAAUACGCUUAAAGAGGUUGAUAUCUCUAAUAACGAAAUAAAGUACAUAUCUCCAUCUGCACUUAAAACAGCAAGGGUGCUUGAAAGUUUGAAUCUGGAAAGAAACCAUCUGUUUCAAAUGGAGAAUUUACCAGAAUUUAAGGAUUUACUCGCAGCUUCUACCGCUUUGAAAUAUUUUAGUGUGGCCGACAACAACAUUUCAAAUUUACCACGAGAUUUGUUUAGAAAUAACGUUAUAUUAGAAGUAAUUGAUUUAGCAGACAAUAAUUUAAAGACAGUCACAUUUAUUUAUAAACAUCUGGAAAAGCUAAGAUUACUAAAUAUUGUCAGAAAUCGUAUAAAAUAUAUAGAAGGUAAAGCAUUAACAAACAUUCAGUUAUUUUACAAAACACGUACUUCUGCAAGCAUUGAAAUGGCUGGAAACCCAUUUGAAUGUAGUUGUGAUAGUGCUGAAUUUAUGAAAUGGAUAAUAACCUUGGUACAUCAACAACCUGAGAAAAAACAUGUAUGUAUAAUGGAAAAUGAGGAAGUAGAAAUAGAUACUGAAUCAUUUAAGCUUGCGAAAUAUUUAUGUUAUCGCACAACAGUUAUAAUAAGUGUGUCCAUUGUAAUUGUCAUUCUAGUGACAGGGAUAAUUGUUCUGAUAAGACGAAAAAGAAAGGAAAAAGAAAAGUGCAAGCGAAAACUCUUUCUGAAAGACUUUCAAAAGGGUAUCUUGAAAGAAAAAUAUUUAUGUCAAAUAUCAUAUUCAAGUGAAGAUGCGGCGUGUGUUCUGAAUGUCAUAAAUCCUACUUUGAAUGCAGCUUUAAGGAAGGAGGUACGCUGUGAACGGGAUGUCAUUUGUAUUGGGGAUAAACAUUUUUCCUUGGGACGGCCAAUUAUUGACGAAAUAUUACGGUGCGUAUCCGAUUCAUGUGUCAUUAUAUUUGUUAUUUCAAAAUCAUUCUGUGAAAGUCGUUGGUGUGAAAUGGAAUUAAGGGAAGCACAUGAAGCAAACAAACCAAUCAUUCUUAUCUUCAAAGAGGAGGUAAAAACAGAUGCCAUGCCGAGACUCCUCCUCACUGUUUUCAAUAGACUAACACGAGCAAAGCUUGUUGAGGACGAAGAGCAUUACACACUUAUCCCAGACUGGGGAAGCCUGUGUGAAUCAGUUAUUAAACUAGCGGCAGAGGAAUUCAUAGCUAAACAAGCAAGAUAGUGACUCAGUGGCUAAACUGAGUAGUAUGCAUAAUGUUCAGUCUUACAGUAUGUUAUGCAUUAUACGAUGUUGAGUGUUUGACACUUCGAGGGGUUUACGAUACAUUUACUGGCUAAUGUUUUAUGUUUGCUUAAAUGUUCUGAACGACAAUGCUAUACAUUCAUGACUUUAAUUGUUUUCAGUUAUCAAAAUAUAACAUGAGCAAGAUAACUGAAAUAUGUUAUCUUAUGUUAUUUGUUUCAGUUACUGUUUUGAAACUUCACACAAUCUGGAUGUAACUUCUUUCUUUUAUCAGUGUAGUGGGGUGGGGUGAGUAAGUGGCGUCUGUGGCCGAGCGGUGAAGGUCACUGACAUUGAAUUACUUGCCCCUCACUGAUGUGGAUUCAAGCCUCACUCGGAUCGUUACAUUCGUUACGGAGGGACAUGUGUGGUCUUCAUCUACAAUCAAAGCAGGGAAGUUGCCAUUUGAUCUAUAAUUGUGUCGGUGCAACGGUAAACCCAACAAAAACAAACUGUAAACAUUUCUUUAUUCUUAUAAUAAAUUCUGACAUUAUGCUCUGCGAAGGGAUACUAGUAGCAUGGUAUAGAUUAUAAAGCCUUAUCAUGAUGGACACAAUUGAUUCCACCUUUGCAACCCUCCGCGCAGUCUGAUCAUGAUCUGCAUUGUUCGCCAUUCUGUCAGUGUCUUUUAAGCAUCCCUUUUAACAGCUAAUGGUACUGUCCAAACUGAAAGAUGGACAAGUUCAUUACAGGAAUUUAGCAGGGUAAGGGUUAAAUAUUCUUGCAAUGACAACAGUCUUGAUUCACAUUAAGCCAGUAUCGUUAUAUAAUUAUAUAUUAAGCGUAAGUCACAUUUUUACAGCUCUUGUUACUUAAGUAUCACAUUCAUAGUUGAAUGAGUCUUACCGUAUUCGACAUUUUCUUGAAAAAAGGCAGGACCUAUGACCACAUGAUUAAAUAAAUCAACUGUUCGCACAACGAAGCCAGUUUAACGGCCUGUCGCACUACAGAUAUGCAAUAACAUUGUUAAAACCUAGAAGAAGAAUUAUUUUUAACUCUAUUUCUUUACUGUCUUUAUCAGUUUGGAUGAACAAUUUCUCAACAUGUCAACAUACUGAGCCAUGAAUAAUAAUACGUACAACAACGGAUCAUGUAUAUUUUUCUUAUCGAUAUUCAUAACCAAUAAAUUUCCACCUUUUGAACUCAAUGACUCAACUGCCUUGAUAUUUGGUCUGGUUUGUAGGGUGUUUAGCCACACAGACACUGUUUAAGAAUUUGGCAACCUUUCGACUUUGAAAAGAAGAAGAAGGCUAAAAUGUCUCACGGACAUUAUCACGGGUACGGGCAGUCACCUAGGUAGCACCAAUGACUUUUCAUAAGCUAGCUUUAAGUUGAUAUCUUUACCUCAUAAAGGACAACUACAUCGCUUGUUGAGGUUUGAAGCUAUAGACAGGAAUGUGAUUCGAUGUCAGUGACUUUUGUACAUUGGUAUAACACUACAACAUGCACUGUGAACAAAAAUAUGAUCACGAGUAUGUAUUUAAAAGAUAUAUUGUGAUAUUUACUUUAAAUGCAGAUAAUUCCUAUCAAAUAUAUUAACUUUACUAAAUGUAUAAAUUAAUUGUGUAUGUAUGUAGCUAGAUGUCAUGCAGUAACAGUUGAUUGCUUAAAAAUUUCCAGAUUUUAGUGGUAGUACACAAUUUUACUGUAUUGAUUAACAAUUAUAUACCGCUUGCACUAUUUUUAACCUAAUGCAUAGUACAUCCGCUCAGUCAUACUUGGUUAUUACGUGGAUAUAUUAGAUUUUUUUUUUGUCAGAAAUAUGAAAAAUUAUGUAAUCUAUAACUCUGAUGUAAAACAAAAUGGCGUCAUUUAAAAAUCUAACGGAAGUGACUUCUCCGGUCCUUCUAUUGGCCCUCUCUUUUGAACCAAUCAAAAUGAUUGAAUUCAGUACUGACCCUGUUUUCUCGUAUUGUCUCUGUUUAUCUCAUAUUGGCUCAGUUAUGUUUUUUAUUACAUACUCGUUUCUUUUCCUCGUUAAGUUACACUGGUACCGGAAACGGCAAUAUUUUUUCCAUACACUGACGCCUGAAUUUCAUAUCAGGUGCGUGAUGUAAUUCAGUGUGUGUUGUUGCACUAUUUUUUUCUGUUUGGUUCAGUAUUGUCAAUCCUGUUCAGGUUAUUAAACAUAUUUUUAAUAAUUACAUAAUAUUUAUACGUGUAGAUGCGUAUGUAAUUAAAAGGUUAUUAUCUUUGCAUCGGGAAAUAUGCAUUCGUUCUUCAGCGGAAGAAUAUUUCCGCUGAAGAACUCGACGUGCUAAUAACCUAUAGGUAUUAGCUUUAUCUGUUUCAUAUGAUGUUCGCAAUUGGUGUAAUACAGUGUCUUAUAUUGUAAAGUUGAAUAAUAAUAUCUUGAAAAAUC